AUGCAGCCAUUUGGAAUCUGGAAGUUUAAAUGGGCCAAUUGGCACAUGACAAAGCCGAGCGACCCACUAGAACUUUCGAGGCUAAUACAGAGAAAAACCCGAAGAAAGAACGCUCAAGAAGCAAGAACGAUGACAGAAGACGAGGGAACUACGGAUAAGAAAGAGGAAGAAACAAAAGAGGAAGAGAAGCUAGAGGAAGAAGAGAAGGUAGUCUCACCACAUAAAACCAAGAGUCAAAAGGCGAGGGAAGCUAAGAAGGAAGAAUUGCCAGUCUUGCCGCAGGAUCUUCCGUAUCCUAAGGUGCCAACCAAGAAGAAUAAAGAGCACUACUUCAAGCGUUUCUUAGAAAUAUUUAAAAGACUAGAGAUCACCAUGCCAUUCGGGGAAGCCUUGCAACAGAUGCCCCUCUACUCUAAGUUCAUGAAAGACAUCAUCACUAAGAAGGGGAAAUAUAUAGAUAGCGAGAACAUUGUAGUAGGAGGCAACUGUAGCGCGAUCAUUCAAAGGAAGCUACCUAAAAAGUUCAAGGACCCCGGAAGCGUUACCAUCCCAUGCACUAUAGGAAAAGAAGCAGUAGAUAAAGCCCAAAUUGAUCUAGGGGCAAACAUCAACUUGAUGCCCCUAUCAAUGUGUCGACGAAUUGGGAAUCUAAAAAUUGAUCCCACUAAGAUGACACUUCAAUUGGCAGACCGCUCAAUUACGAGACCAUACGGGGUGGUAGAAGAUGUCUUGGUCAAGGUUCGCCACUUCACUUUUCCGGUGGACUUUGUUAUCAUGGACAUCGAUGAGGACACAUAA
Glycine soja is the source of this 798-nucleotide messenger RNA. RefSeq lists its product as uncharacterized. The transcript has a single exon. The coding region runs from base 1 to 798 and encodes 265 amino acids. The record is from RefSeq and is a predicted model, not a curated record. Lineage: Eukaryota; Viridiplantae; Streptophyta; Magnoliopsida; Fabales; Fabaceae.